UACCUGGAACAACAUGAUGGGAACCUGGCAACCUCUCUCCCGCUAAGAUUUUCUUAUUUCCAGAUUCCAGCACUAAUAUAGUAAUAUACAGCAUUCACACACACAGUAAUUGAAUCAGCGGAAAAGCCACCAUUUACAGCUAUACGGUGGCUCGAUCCUUCUUUCUAUUUCGACUCCAUUGGUCACUGACUCACUGUUCCAAACGAUCACAUACUCGGUCUCUCUCUGCUCUUCGUCUUUUCACUGAUUUUGAGACAUUCAGGUUUCACGGUGCAGGCUAAAUGGAGAACUCACCUGCAAAUCAACUUCCGGAGGUGGAUUCGUUGCCCGACGGGUUCGUUGAGAGCUCCGCGGAACCAUUGACUCCUCGAACACCAACACUCGAUCAAGAGAAGCAGCAAGCGGAUUACAAGGACAUGUUAUUGAAACUUGAUCGUUCCAAUGACUCGACGAAACAUGAAUCGUCGUCAUCGGCUGCUGACUCUUCAGCGGCCAAUGAGAUUCCAUUAGCCGAUACAAGAGGCGAUAAGGUGGAAAAGCUGAGAACAUUUCCGGUUCCCUUGUCGGAUUAUGAAGAAGUGGAAAACAAAGGUUGCCCGGAGGUGGGGGAAAGUGGAUUGGUCACUCCUGAACCGGCCAUCAAUGAUUCAGAGUCUUCAUCCACGGUACCCGAGUGUGACAAAUAUAUAGCAGGUUCAGCUCAUGGAAACGAACACGUUGAGGGGGAUGGGGACCUUCAAGGUUCGGAGAAAGGGUUGUUGAAGCCACAAGAUGGAAAUUUGAAGGAAACAUCAGUAGCCGAAAGCAAUGAAACUCAGAGGAACAGAAAGCUAGAAGCCUUUGAAACAAAACGCAAGAAUGCAAAACGAAGCUUGAAGUCGGAUAAGGAGUUAUUAGAGUUCACCAUGAAGUAUCAACAAGUUGUUGCAGAAAGAGAUGCAGCCAUUGCUGUCAGAGAUAAGCUUGAGUCAUUAUGUAGGGAGUUACAACGUCAGAACAAAAUGCUCAUGGAUGAAUGCAAAAGAGUAUCAACAGAGGGGCAGAAUAUGAGAUUAGAUUUGUCAACCAAAUUUCAUGAUGCAAUUAAGGAUGUCAGUAAUAAGCUUGAACAACAAAAGGAUGAAUGUCUCUCUCAAUUCAAGGAUAAUGAGAUGUUGAGGAACAAAUUAAAACAACUUGCUGACCAAUAUGCCGUGUCUGAACAGCAAUUCACGCAGAAGCUAAAGCAGAAAACAUUGGAACUUCAGCUUGCUGAUUUAAAACUUCAGCAACAUGAAGAAAAGUUGGCUCAGGAACAAUCCCAGAUGAAAUUGUAUGCCGAACAGGUGUCACAGCUAUUGUCAACUGAAAAGAAUUUGCGCUUGCAGUUGGCAGCUGAUGGAGAAAAGUUUCAACAAUUCCAGGAUGCAUUGAUGAAAAGUAAUGAAGUAUUUGAAACAUUUAAGCAAGAAAUUGAGAAGAUGGCAAAAUCAAUAAAGGAACUCAAGAAGGAAAAUGUCUUCUUGAAGAGCAAAUGUGAAAAGUCAGAUUUUACACUCAUAGAACUUGUUGAGGAGCGUGAACAAUUUAAGAAGCAGAUAGAGAAACUAAAGAAUCAGAAGGAAAAGCUUGAAUCCUUGUGCCGGUCAUUACAGGCAGAAAGGAAACAAACUUCAGUUGGGAGCAACAAUUCCGAUAUUCCAACUUGAGUAAAUGGAGUUUCUCCAGUUAAUGAUCCUGAAUGAUUCAUCGAACUUUCUUCACUUGUCUACAAGAAAUAUUGCUACACUGGUUUCCUGGAAAAGGGUACUGCAAGCUAACUUAUAUUGAGAUAAUGAUAUGCAUAUAUCUUUUUUCUGCCAUUUUCUUUAUCUGGAUAUAAGCAUAUAUUGUUUUAGUUUACCAAUAUUAAUUAACUACUUGAUAUAUUGUUUAA
Nelumbo nucifera (sacred lotus) is the source of this 1915-nucleotide messenger RNA. Its product is annotated as alpha-taxilin-like protein. Gene Ontology annotation, molecular function: syntaxin binding. The record is from RefSeq and is a predicted model, not a curated record. NCBI's taxonomy places the organism in Eukaryota, Viridiplantae, Streptophyta, Magnoliopsida, Proteales, Nelumbonaceae.